Fomitiporia mediterranea MF3/22 is the source of this 1029-nucleotide messenger RNA. RefSeq names its product arabinogalactan endo-1,4-beta-galactosidase. Lineage: Eukaryota; Fungi; Basidiomycota; Agaricomycetes; Hymenochaetales; Hymenochaetaceae. Gene Ontology annotation, biological process: pectin catabolic process. Gene Ontology annotation, molecular function: glucosidase activity. The coding region runs from base 1 to 1029 and encodes 342 amino acids. The record is from RefSeq and is a predicted model, not a curated record. The transcript is spliced from 5 exons.
AUGCGCCUCGUACGAUUUGUGCUACCUCUGCUCUCGUUCGUCAGCUUCUCGUUGGCCGCUCUGACUCUCAAUGGAGCAGACUUUUCAUCUCUUUCUUUGUUAGAAUCGCAAGGGAUCUCGUACACUGACGGUGGCUCAAAACGACCUUUCGAAACAAUCCUUUCUGACCACGGCUUCAAAUUGGCACGCAUCCGCAUAUGGACGGCGGGCACGUACACUCAGGACUACGGAAUCGCAUUAGCGAAACGAGCUAAGGCUGCCGGAAUGAAGAUUCUCGUGGACUUACACUACAGUGAUACUUGGGCAGAUCCAGGGCAUCAAGCCAUUCCCUCAUCAUGGCCUCAGGAUCUUGACGGUCUCAAUACUCAGAUUUGGACAUAUACCAAGGACCUUGUGACCGCAUUCUCAAACGCGGGCGUGCCGAUCGAUUAUAUUCAAGUUGGCAACGAGAUUAACGACGGAUUACUCUGGCCCACUGGACGAAUCAGUGUCAACGGCUUUCAUCCGGCCUCUGAGUUGUUACAUUCAGCAGUAUCUGGUGUACGAGCCGCUUCUUCGACUGCAAAAACUGUCGUGCACAUCGCAAAUGGAUGGGACAGUGGAGGAGUGGAUUUCUUCUUUGGAGGGAUCUUCGUCUCUGGAGCAUUGUCGACAAGUGAUGUUGACGUCCUUGCCUUCUCUUUUUACCCGUUCUACGACACCCGUGCAACAUUGAACGCUCUGCAAUCAACUCUUACAUCGGUAGUGUCACAGUUCAACAAAGACAUAUUGAUCGCCGAGACCGAUUGGCCUGUUUCAUGCUCAUCUGUUACGCUUUCGGAGACCAGUAUCCCGAAAUCCGCAGCUGGACAGCAAACCUGGGUGCACGAUGUUGAGAACGUCCUCACCGGACUUUCUGGAGGUCAUGGUCUCGGUGUUGUGUACUGGGAGCCCGGAUGGAUUGGAAAUGCAGGUUUGGGAAGCGCUUGUGCAGAUGCCUUGCUUGUCGACAGCUCAGGAGCAACCCGCUCUUCGAUUAAUUUAUUCUAG